Molecule: messenger RNA, 687 nt
Organism: Saccharomyces mikatae IFO 1815
Lineage: Eukaryota; Fungi; Ascomycota; Saccharomycetes; Saccharomycetales; Saccharomycetaceae
Gene: CBS1
Product: Cbs1p
Exons: 1
Coding region: 1-687 (228 amino acids)
Source: RefSeq, a predicted model, not a curated record
AUGUUAGGAACGCAGAUAUUUGCAACCGCUAUCGUUCGAAUAGCUGGUAUUCGCAGAAAUGCUUUUGUCAGAACUAUAAACACCGUAACAAAGGAAAAUAUUGCGAAGAUAGAAAACUUAUAUGAAGUAUUUUCAAUUGGACAUAAUGGAUUCGGUGAAGAGACACGGCUACCGACUAAAGAGUUGACGAAACUACUAUACACUAAAAGUAGGAACAUGCUCGUACAGGUUCCAAUGAAUGGGCAUUUAAGCACAGUGAAUGCUUUCAAAACGAGAAACGAAACUUUACAGAAACUAGGUGAGCAACUCAUUGGUUUGGAAAUCAAUAAGAUGCUUACAAUAACGUUCACAAAUUUCCACCAGUUCAAUAUAAUGAACAAAAAUUUCAACUAUAUUCGUAACUUGGAAAGGCCUCGAGUGGUAAACUCGGAUUCGAUAAACUGGCUUAUCAGCAAUGUUUUGAAAAUCAAGCGAUUGGCUCAUUUGCGAAUACCUGCCAGCUUACCGAAGAAAAUGGGUUUGAAUUCCAGCUUUAAAGACUUUCAGAUCUUAAACGAUUGGAAAGUGAUAUUAUCCUUUAUCGGCUACCUGAGAUUAAUAGACAACAAAAACGAUAAUGAAAAAUUUAUAGAUUCCAUUAUAAAAACUAUAUGCCAAUCCCUAAUCAAUUUCCAUUUACGUAAAUAA